AGAGACCGCUGUUUUUUAAAAGCUUUUGCGGUGUGGUAAAGCUUUUGGCAAAAGCUAGUUUCAAUCGCGCCGCUGGAGUGGUGAGACACAGACCGAAUCCGAUUGAAAAACCGCAAGAGCACAGUGUGUACCAGAAUAAGCCAAAGAUUGAACUCUUGCUGCGCAUUCAUAACCUGCCACGACUAUUUUCGUUCUGGACAAAUAGAAGACUGUGUCGCCUGUGUAAUAGACUGCAAUCAUGAGCAAGCAACUGUCGCGUCAUGUAAGACAAAUCAACAAAUUGCUGACCACCGCUUCGGCGAAUGCUGCCGGCUCCACGCACAACAACUAUUUUACCUAUGUGCAGGAGCUGUCGCAUCCGCUUCCACGCGAGCCCCCAAUUGUGUCGCCAGAGGAAGCCGUCGCCUGCAUUAAAUCUGGCGACACGGUUUUCGCUCAGGGCGCAGCUGCCACUCCGGUAACGCUUCUGAAUACCAUGACGCAGUAUGGCAAGUGCAAUAGGCUGAAGGAUAUUACCGUCUGCCACAUGCACACGGAGGGACCGGCCGAGUACUGCAAGCCCGAGUACGAGGAUAUUUUCCGUUCGAACUCCUUCUUCAUGGGUGCCAAUGUGCGCAAGGCCGUCGCCGAGGGCCGGGCCGACAAUGUGCCCAUAUUUCUGCAUGAAAUACCGCAGCUGUUCUACAAGAAGAUAGUUCAGCCGGACGUGGCGCUCAUCCAUGUGUCGCCGCCGGACAAUCACGGCUAUUGCAGCCUGGGCACCAGCGUCGACUGCGUCCGAGCCGCGCUGGUCAACUCGAAGAAGAUUGUUGCCCAAAUCAAUCCCAAUAUGCCGCGCACCUUUGGCGAUUCCAUCAUCCACAAGUCGCACUUUGACUUUGCCAUCGAGGUCAACGACAAGCUGCCGCAGCAUGGCACCGGCGAGAUUUCGGCUGUGGAGAAGAAGAUUGGCCAGUUGAUUGCCGAGAAUUUGGUCCAGGAUGGCGCCACGCUACAGAUGGGCAUUGGCAGCAUACCGGAUGCCGUGCUUGCCGCUCUGCACAAUCACAAGGAUCUGGGCAUACACUCGGAGAUGUUCGCCAAUGGCGUUGUCGAUCUGGUCAAGAAGGGCUGUGUCACCAACAGCAAGAAGAAAAUGCACCAGGGUCGCAUCGUGGGCUCCUUCCUGAUUGGCGAUCAGCCGCUUUACGACUUUGUCAACAACAAUCCGUUUAUCGAAAUGUUGGCCAUUGAUUACGUGAACAAUACGGGAAUUGUGAAGCAGCAGCCACGCAUGACAGCCAUCAACAGCUGCAUUGAGGUGGACGUGACUGGUCAGGUGUGCUCCGAUUCGAUUGGCACACGCUUCUAUUCCGGCUUCGGAGGUCAGGUGGACUUUAUACGUGGCGCAGCCGAGGGCACCGAUGGCCUGGGCGUGCCCAUCAUUGCCAUGCCGUCGACAACCAGCAAAGGAGGCAGCAAGAUUGUGCCAACGCUUCAGCCAGGUGCUGGCGUCGUCACCUCCCGCGCACACGUUCACUACGUGGUCACCGAGCACGGCAUUGCCUCGCUGUUCGGCAAGAAUGUGCGCCAGCGUUCAUACGAACUGAUCCAAAUCGCCGAUCCCAAACAUCGCGAGGCCCUGGAGAAGGCAGUCUACGAGCGACUCAAAGUGAUGCCCUCCUGCGAUUAAACUCAACAACCCAUUUUAAAGAGUGCAACGAAUCGAGCAAAGAAAUUUUAAAUAUGUUUUAUAUGCAUUCCCGCAAAAUGGUUUCUCCCUGUUUUCGAUCGGAAUGAAAUUCAGUAGAAAAUGUAACAAUUUCCCCACUAUUUAGGCAGAAUGCAGAAACAAUAAGUGAAUCAAUAAAAGAUGUUAAAACAGAAAACGAA
Molecule: messenger RNA, 1872 nt
Organism: Drosophila virilis
Lineage: Eukaryota; Metazoa; Arthropoda; Insecta; Diptera; Drosophilidae
Product: 4-hydroxybutyrate coenzyme A transferase
Biological process (GO): acetate metabolic process
Cellular component (GO): mitochondrion
Molecular function (GO): acetate CoA-transferase activity
Source: RefSeq, a predicted model, not a curated record